Molecule: messenger RNA, 1884 nt
Organism: Pneumocystis jirovecii RU7
Lineage: Eukaryota; Fungi; Ascomycota; Pneumocystomycetes; Pneumocystales; Pneumocystaceae
Exons: 15
Coding region: 1-1884 (627 amino acids)
Biological process (GO): mRNA processing; nuclear-transcribed mRNA poly(A) tail shortening
Cellular component (GO): P-body; PAN complex
Molecular function (GO): metal ion binding; poly(A) binding
Source: RefSeq, a predicted model, not a curated record
AUGAGUGGGGGACGUGAAGAUGUUUUAAAACCGAAGUUGAAAGACGUAAAUCAUUCUGCAAACCAAACGUUAUGUAGAAAUAUUUUGAUUCAUGGGUAUUGUAAAUUUGCUGAUAAAGGAUGUAUUUUUAAUCAUGAAAAUUAUCGAGCUUUUGAAAAGAAUAAUGCUCCUUUUUCUUCUGAAAUAUUUAAAAAAAAUAUAACUGAUGUGGCAUUAAUUACUUCUAAUGAUGCAUUUCCAAAGUUAUAUUCUCGAUCAAUAGCUCAGGUUCCUGAUUUUGUUCCACGUUCUAAAUUAUCUUUAUCUAAUCAACCAUCUAAUUUUCAAUCAUCUGUCUCAAUUAAGGAACAGGAUGUUUUACCUGAAUUGGUUUCUUAUGAUUUAGUAGAUACAAAUUUUAAACAGUCUUUUGGUAUUGAUCAAGAAUUUUCCAAGCUUGACAUUAAUUUUGCGCUUGAUAAUCAUUCUUCUUUUCCUUUUUAUGACGCAAAUUCUGCAUCUUCAAGCAAUUUUUAUGAUCACGAGAUUUAUUAUACACAGACACCUGUUUAUCAACCGCUACAAUAUCAUUUAUAUGCAUCUCAUGCACCAUAUAGAGAAAAUUUGGAACCAUAUCAAAGAACAAUUUAUGAUUUUUUUAUAUCUAAUACACUUCGUGAAGAUCUUCAAAGAAAAUCGGAAGCUAUCCAUCAGAUUUUACUGGAUUCCAAUUUGCCUAGUCAAAUACUUGGAUAUCAUUCACUUGUUCCUCUCGAUACACUUCAUAACAGAAAUACAAGGAUUUUUGGUUACCCUUCUUGGGUAUAUAAAGUUUUUUCUAGUAAUGACGGAUAUUCGUACGUUUUUCGGCGAUUAGAAGGAUUUCGUUUAUCAAAUGAAUCUUCUAUUAAUUUGGUAAAAAUGUGGAAAAGAAUUAGGAAUGCAAAUAUAGUAUCUAUUCACGAAGCAUUUACUACAAACGCAUUUGGUGAUAGUUCCAUUGUUUUUGUGUAUGAUUAUCAUCCACUUUCUAUUACAUUAUAUGAAAAGUAUUUUGGUCAGUAUUUGCAAAAAAGUUCUAAAUCUCAUGAUCGAGAUAUAAUUUCUGAACAUGUUUUAUGGGGUUAUUUUAUUCAAAUUAUUUCUGCUAUAAAAUAUAUUCACGCUGAAGGUCUUGCUGUUCGGAUUUUGGAUCUUACUAAAAUCUUAUUAACGGAAAAGAAUCGGUUAAGAUUAAAUUGUUGUGGAAUAAUGGAUGUUAUUCUUCCUGGUUUUCGAAAGAAUGAUGAACAAUUGCAAAAUCAUGAUUUUACGUUGUUAGGGCAGUUAAUACUUAUUUUGGCAUGUAAUUCUUUAACCGCUAUUGAAAAUAUUAAAGAGUCAUUUGAUUAUGUUAUUAAACAUUAUUCUAAAAAUUUUCAAGAUGUUGUUUUUUAUCUUUUUAAAAAUGAGUUGAAAUCGAUCGAUAAAUUAGUCGUCCUUGUCUCUAGUCAUAUAAUUGAUUCAUUUAAUAGUUCACUAUGUUAUAAUGAUACCCUUGAAUCGGAAUUGUGUCGUGAAUUAGAAAAUGGAAGAUUAGUUCGUUUGUUAUGUAAAUUUGGGUUCAUUAACGAAAGACCUGAGUUUGAUCAUGAUGAAUUAUGGUCAGAAACUGGUGACAGGUAUCUUAUUAAAUUAUUAAGAGACUACGUUUUUCACCAAGUUGAUGAAAAUGGUAAUCCUGUAGUUGAUAUGGCACAUGUUAUUACUUGCUUAAAUAAACUCGAUGCGGGUGUUGAUGAGAAGAUUAUGCUUGUAUCAAGAGACGAACAAAAUUGUUUAAUAGUAAGUUAUAAAGAGUUAAAAAAUUGCAUUCAAUCAGCAUUUCUUGAUUUAACAAAAAAUAGUCAGAAAAUGUUUUUUUAG